This is a messenger RNA of Puntigrus tetrazona (Sumatra barb), 860 nucleotides long. RefSeq lists its product as uncharacterized. Bases 90 to 860 code for a protein of 256 amino acids. The transcript has 3 exons. The record is from RefSeq and is a predicted model, not a curated record. Lineage: Eukaryota; Metazoa; Chordata; Actinopteri; Cypriniformes; Cyprinidae.
GGAGUUUGCAUAUAGAUCCAAGAAGACCUUGUCACAUUUUGUAGACUGUCACAAAGCUCAUUCCUGCUGCUGUGACACACACAUGUACAAUGAUACUUCAUUCAGUCAUUCUGCUCUCCACUUUGAUAAGUGUGAGUUUUGGAGAUGAAAUCACAGCAGACAGCACUGAAGAAACUGCUGAAGUGGGUUCAACUCUUACUUUAUCCUGCAGUUAUUCUUCUGCACAAUCCCUUCAAUGGUACCGUCAGUAUCCCGGAUCAGCUCCUCAGUUUCUUGUGCUAAUAAUAGAGAGUGUGAAAGAGAAUAGGACAUCUGAUAUAGACCCCAGAUUCUCCACUAAGCUCAGAAAAGAAAAACAAGCUACAAAAGAAAUCAAACGUGUGGAUCUGAUCAUCUCCUCUGCUGCUGUAUCAGACUCUGCUCUGUAUUACUGUGCUCUGGAGCCCACAGUCACAGGAAACACAUCAACACUGUACAAAAACCUGAUACAGAUGAAGAUGUACAACUAUUUUCUUUCAAUAAAUCUACCUCUGAUAUUAAUAAUGAGUUUGGUGUUUGGAGACGGUAUUGAGCCAGAUAAAGAGAAAAAUGUUAUCGCAAAAGAAUCUGAAGCUGUCGAGCUGAGCUGCUCAUAUAGUACAAACAACAAUAAUGUUCGUCUUUUCUGGUUCAGACAGUUUCCUAAUGAAGAACUUGUGUUUUUAACAUACAAAGGCGCUCGAUUCUGGAAAAACACAGAAACAGCUGAUCCUCGGUUUCAGUCAAUUACAUCAGAAACAUCCACUGAACUCACUAUUACUGAUGCACGUCUGUCAGAUUCAGCUCUCUAUUAUUGUGCUUUAUUAUCAGUAGCCCAGUGA